Mus pahari (shrew mouse) is the source of this 1407-nucleotide messenger RNA. RefSeq names its product carboxylesterase 1F-like. The transcript has 10 exons. The record is from RefSeq and is a predicted model, not a curated record. The coding region runs from base 1 to 1377 and encodes 458 amino acids. Gene Ontology annotation, biological process: lipid catabolic process. Lineage: Eukaryota; Metazoa; Chordata; Mammalia; Rodentia; Muridae. Gene Ontology annotation, molecular function: carboxylic ester hydrolase activity. Gene Ontology annotation, cellular component: endoplasmic reticulum; lipid droplet.
AUGUGCCUCAGUGCUCUGUUCCUGGUGUCUCUAGCAACCUGUGUGGUUUGCGGAAAUCUCUCUUCACCACCUGUGGUAGACACUGCUCAUGGUAAAGUCCUGGGGAAACACAUGAACGUAGAAGGAUUUGCACAGCCUGUGGCCGUCUUCCUGGGCAUCCCCUUUGCCAAGCCCCCUCUUGGAUCCCUGAGGUUUGCUCCACCACAGCCUGCAGAGCCCUGGAGCUUCGUGAAGAAUGCCACCACCUACCCUCCUAUGUGCUCCCAAGAUGCAGCUAAAGGACAGGUGAUCAAUGACCUCAUGACCAAUAGAAAAGAGAAAAUCCAUCUUGAAUUUUCUGAAGAUUGCCUGUACCUAAAUAUUUACACUCCUGCGGACUUUUCAAAGAACAGGAGGCUACCGGUGAUGGUGUGGAUCCAUGGAGGUGGACUGAAGCUGGGUGGGGCAUCAACCUUUGAUGGACGGGUCCUCUCUGCAUACGAAAAUGUGGUGGUGGUGGUCAUUCAGUAUCGUCUGAGCAUCUGGGGAUUCUUCAGCACAGGGGAUGAACACAGUCGGGGAAACUGGGGUCACUUGGACCAAGUGGCUGCUCUGCACUGGGUCCAGGACAACAUUGCCAACUUUGGAGGGGACCCAGGCUCUGUGACCAUUUUUGGAGAGUCAGCAGGAGGUUACAGUGUCUCGAUUCUUAUAUUGUCCCCAUUGUCCAAGAACCUCUACCACAGGGCCAUUUCUGAGAGUGGUGUGGCCUUCACNCCUGGAAUGUAUACCAAGGAUGUGAGGCCAAUCACUGAGCAAAUUGCUGUUGCUGCUGGCUGUAAGACCACCACGUCUGCCACCAUUGUUCACUGCAUGCGCCAGAAGAAGGAGGAGGAGCUCUUAGGGAUCAUGGAGAAACUGGUGGGUGUGUAUUCUAGGGCACUUCCUCUACUGGCUUACACACAAGCUUCAUUUAUUCCGCUGUUCUUUAGCCAAUCCCCUUUUCAACAGAUGAUGGGAUUUCUACCAGCUGAUGUAAAAUUAGACAAGAAGAAAGCCAUUGCACUCCUGAANCAAUUUGCUUCCAUAACUGGCAUACCAGAGGAUAUUAUUCCAGUUGCCGUUGAGAAGUACACAAAAGGNAGUGAUGACCCCGAUCAAAUCAGAGAGGGAGUUCUCGACUUAAUUGGCGAUGUGACAUUUGGCGUUCCAUCGGUGAUUGUGUCCCGUAACCNCAGAGGGCUGCCCCAUUGGCCAGAGUAUGGCCAGAAGGAAGGNNNCCUGCAGACUGGAGUCCCAACCCAGACAGCCCAUGGGCUAAAAGACAAGGAAGUGGNUUUUGGACAGAGCUCAGAGCCAAGGAGGCAGCAAAGAGGCAAACUCNGGGAGACAGGUUGAGAUCUGAGGUGUCUUAUUGUUAAAACAAUA